AUGGUAUCUUCAUCAUUUUUGUUAUACUUGUUGGCUUGUCUAUGUGUUGAACAAUUGAGAGGUUAAUAAUUCAUCUAUAUCUGUAGCCCUUGUAUUAUUGCCUGAAGAAAAUUAAAAGACUGAGACCAUAAACUUGUUUUGGGUGUCUACCAGUUAAUUUAUAGAAACUUCUAAUCUAUAUGGUUCUACAUAGGGAGGAACGAGCUUAUAUAUGAAAGUAAGGUCAUCUUUAUCCUUAGGCUAUAGGUUUAGAUUCAAUUGUAACCAACCACAUAGUGUUUAUAGGCACAUACCCUUGUAUCAUAGAUGAAACCUAUGCUAAAGAGUAAGAGGUGUCAUGUAAGACUACUGCACCCUUGUUAAAUGACAUCUCCCUUCAAAAUCUUCUUGUGACUGUUGAGACAUCUGAUAAUAAGAAAUCAGUAUGUACUUCCUAGGCAAAUCAAUGCCUUUUUUCAUAUAAAUAAGAAAAAUCUCCAUAUCUACAUUACUUAAUCCCAUCCAUAGGAUUUGCAAACUCUGUCUUGUCUUCCAAAGGAGAGUGGAUAGUGUUAGGCGAAGAGCAAAAUGAGAUUGAGAACAUUCUUAUUGGACAGAAAUAUUGUGUUAAAAAUCAAUAUCGAAUAUUGAAUACCAAGAUGUAGAAGGGUGAAGAUGUAAUAUCCUGUAAAUUGGCAGAAGACUUGAUUUCAUCAACCUAUCAAGUAAAUGUGAGUACUAAAAGAGGGAACAUAUUAUCUUAAAAAAGUUUUAAGUAAAAAUUAUGUUUUAUAAUAAGAAUGCUUCCUAUAAUAUCUUCAGUGUAAUGGUCCAACGAAAUAAAUGACUCAUUCAUAUUACUCAUAAAUGGGUAAGGAUUCAAGAGUGGCUUGACUGAUAAUAUUGUUAAGGUUUCAGGAACAGAUGUUUCCAUAACAGUGUUAGAAGCAUCCAUAAAUUAAUUAAAAGUAAAUAAAGUAAAUAAUUUUAGGUCUAAAUACCAAAAAUAACAGAUCAAAUAUUGUUAGAUUCAUUGAAUGGUGGUGGCUCAGUUUUCAUCUCUGGAACUGGAUUGCUUCAUACUAAAUAUGAUUUGAGAGGAUUAACAAAUAAAUAUGCUAAUUGUGAUGUUUUCAGAAAUGACAUUAUUUCAGAUUCUUAAGAAUUAAAGACUAGAAUAAUUUAAAAUGGUGUAUAUUCAUAACCUGAUUAUAUUGACGAAGUUGAGUCUCAAUAUGGAUAGUAUUUUAGAGGAUUUUUCAAAGCAACAUAAUCUGGAGAAUAUUCAUUUUUAUUGGCUGCUGAUGACUGUGCUACUUUCUACAUCUAAACAACUGAAACACUCAAACCAAUACGUGCUGAGUCUCCAGCUGCUUCAUCUUAGUAAUCUACUUAAUAUAGGAACUAUUGGGGAGAAUAAUUAUGGGAUACCUCAAAAGCUGUCGAUUCAAUAUCAUAAACAGUCAAUUUAGUUGAGAACUAGUAUUAUUAUAUAGAGAUCUUUCAUGUUAACACAGUUGGCAAAGGGUUUGUCACUCUUUCUAUGAAUGCAAAAAUUAAUGAGGUUUCAGCCCCAAAUACAAAAUAAAGUCAGUUGUUUUAAGUGAAAACAUCUUAUACUCCUAAAAAUGAAAUCAUUUAGAUUGACAUCUAUAAUUCCUAAGAAAAUGUAUUAUUGUUGGAUUCUUUUAAAUUAAAAUUUACAAACUCUAACCAGCUAUCCUUAAUUACUGAAGAUAUAACUCUAAACUAUAAUAGUGUUUAAAUUUAAUAGUCUCUAUUAGAUUGUUGUAAUUAUUUAACAUAAGUAAAAAUAAAUAAGUUAGAUAACUCGGGAUUGGUAUUGGAUGAUGCUUCAGAAACUUAUGCAGGCAAUUAAUACAUAAUAACAUUCCUCUCUCAUAGAGGAUAGAAAGGGGAUCGCUCUCUCCCUGAAUUAAUCUCAUCUCAGGAAUAAUUUAGUUUCAAUGCUCAAACCACUCAAGAACCUUUAGAUCCUAUAUCUGGAACAUUCAAAUUAUCAUUGUUAAUUAAAUCUAAAACUUAAAUAUUUGUAGAUGAAAAUAAUAAUUAAGGAUUACCCUAUGAUGUUGACCCAAGUAUUUUGGCUGACAAUUUCUAUAGACUAAUAGGUGAAAGACCAAUAGUCUGGACUGAGGGAAGACCCAAGGAUGGAUAGAUUUGGAAUAUACUCUUCAGUUCUUGUGCAAAUACUAUUUAAAAUUUUCAAUUAUCUUAGAAUAAUUUAUAAUCUGGAAAUGGGAUAGUUAAUUUGGAAGUCAAAAACAUAAAAUCUUGUAAUUCUCAGUUGUAUGAACCAAUACCAACACUUAAAUUAUUCACUUAUGGUACGAAACCCUAAGUUUAAGUUUCUACAUCUGAAGGACAAGGAGCUUGUCUAUCUGAGGGUGCUUGUGAUUUUAAUUUUUAGUAGACAAAUUUAUUUGUUUUGUAAUCUUAUAGCGUAAGUAAUGAAAUUAUGAGUCUGAGCUUUUCUAUUCAGUCAGAUGCUUAGUUCACUUUGGUAGCUACUGAUUUUACUAUUGAGUUUAGAGGAGCUAUUUGCGAAGAUAUUAAAAUUGUAUCAAAUGAAGUAGAUUUAUUUAAAUUACUUUGUACACUUGAGACCUAAAAUGCUUAAGUAGUAGCAGAGGCUGGUACAAACUAAUAUCCUAUUAUUUUGAACAAACUUUACGGAUUCAUAAGAAGAGAUCCAAGUGUGAUUGCUGCUUUAACAUCGUUAGAAUUCAACUCAAUUAGUCCUACCUCUGCAUCUCCUGAUGGAGGGGCUUAAAUCACUUUGGAAGGGCUUGGAUUUCCAAAAGAUUUUUCAAGAAAAUUUGUAUUGAAAAUGGGAAGCACUUAAAUUAGUCCUUUGAUUGUAAGUAAUAAGAAGAUUGUAUUUGUGCAUCCACCAGGAACUGAUGGAACUAUAAAAAUUGAUUUCAAUGGUAAUUCUUACAGCGACUCAUCAUUUACUUAUAAUUUGGCAUAUAAACUAUCCAUAACAAAGUUGAGUUCCAUUUUAAUAUCACCAUUUUUCAAGGAUACUUUACAAGUUACAGGAACUAAUUUUGGAACAGUCCUCCAGGAUGUUAAGGCAUUCAUUCAGAAUAAGGAAAUUUAAGUAAUUGAAGUACAAGACAAGUUACUAAAGGUACAAGUCAACGUGACAUUAGAAAUAGCUAAAACUCAAUUAUUGAUUUAUAGGAAAUAAUAUGGAUAAAUAUCAUCAGAAAUUACAGUUGACAUUUCAUUAACUCACUUAACUCCUAAUUCAUCCACAAUUAAAAUUAAAUCAUUUGGUAGUAAUCAAGUAAAGGUGUCAGGAUCAAACUUUCUGAAUGGACCAAGUAUUAUCUCUUUUAAUUCUGUAAACCCUUAGAUUUGCGAUAUAACAUAUAGAAAUGACACCAAUCUAACUUGUACAAGUCCACCCUAAAUAUUGGAUGUAAAAUCUGGAGUAUUUCGUCUCAUCUAGAACUUUAAGCAUGUUACAACUUGUGUAGCCUGCAAAUAUGAGUACCAAUAAUUCCCAGAUUUUAUUAGAGUUAAAAUUCUCGAUAGUACAAUUAACUAUAUUAAAUAUAAACCAAAGUACCUAAUGCUAUGGUCUGAAGAGGCUAAGAAGUAAAAUUCCCAUCCUUUGCUAUUUUACAAAUAGUCUCAAUAUAUUGACGCUCUAUAAUCAUAUGAUAUAAUUUGGGAUAAAAUAAUAAUGGAGUAUACUCCAGGGUAAGCUGUAUAAAUGUUAUUCGAAUUAUCUGCUACUGCUUCGGAUUUAUAUACUAAAUUUAUGGCUAUAAAACUGUCUUUCAGCUAAAAAGGCCAAAUUAAAUACUCUCUGAUUACUUAAGCAGCUAGUUAAAUCACUAUUGUUACAGUUCCACAGUUGACUUAAGGGUUGCAUUUAACCGUACCUCUUUUGUCUUUUUCUACCACGUAUUUAUAUUGGUAUACGAGAUUUGGAUUGGGAAUCACAUCUGUAAGUGAUACAUCUUCUGGUGGAAGUGUGAUCUUAAUUAAAGGAUGGGGAUUCAAUGAAAUUUACAUUAAAAAUAUUUUAGUAUAAGACAAGGGAUGUGCUGAAAUAAAAGUAAUUAAUUCUACAGAUAUAUAAUGCUAUUUUAAAGCUAGAUUUACAGCUGGUUAAUACACACUUACAUUAAAUCAGAUUGAUCAAGAAAACUAAGAUACGGUGUUAACUAGAACCAUGGCGAUUAAUGUUAAAGACUAUCCUUUGUCUCCUUAAGUAACUUCAAUUUAAAUUGAUAGCGAAAAUAAAUUAGAUACUAACCGAAAUGCAAUUAUUCAUAUUUCUGGAACUUUUCAAUUGAAAAUUUAAGGAGUAAAUCUCUCUGGAACUGAUUUAUCAGUACGACUAAUAAGCGAAACAGAAAUAAUCACAACAUAAAAGAAUACCACAACUUCAACUUUAUUGGAGUUGGAAUUCUCUAAUGUUCCAAUUGGAAUUUAUUAGAUAGAAAUAAAAGUAAAUAAUUAUUAUGCCUCUUUUUCAGACGGAGGUUAUGAAAAUUUGAUUUUGGAUUAACCUUAAGCACCAAUAUUAAAUAAUCCUUUAUCUUCUACUAUAGGGGGAAUCAUUAUCAAUAUAAGCGGUGGAGGGUUUUCUUCUAACUCUUUAUCACAUCUAGUCAAAUUUUGUGAUUUGACCUGCAAAGUCCUGUCAUCUAGUUUCAAUAAUUUAGAUGUAUUAGCUCCCAUGUUAUUACCAUCAUAAUUAAUAUAAUCUACACCAUAUUCGAAGAUUCCUAUUAAAGACUUGAUUAUAUCAGGAGAUAAAAUGGAAUUAGUAUAGAAUGUAUAUGAUGAAAUUAUAUCAACAGAGUAUUCAUCUGAUUCAUAAGUCUCCUGCUAUAUAUAAUUUAAUCUGAAAUCAUAAUAUGGCCAGCUGAAACUUAAAAAAUUAAGAUUUUAACCAAAAUUAGGAUUUGAUUAAAACAAACUAACAACAAUGAAAAUUUAAUAUACCAUUGAUGGUUAGAACUGGAUAUUAUUAGAAUAAUUAAAAUAUAUCAAUCAAGGUUGGAAUACUUUGGUACUUUAAAUGGCAAUCGAUAAGAUUAAUUCAAUUAAAUUCAUAGAUGAACAAGGCAUUUAAGGCUCUUAAUGUUCCUUUUCUGAAAUUGAAUUAUAUGGAUGGAUAUACUACAAUGAGGAAAUUCUUUCCACUUGCCAACUUGAUAUAAAUGUGAAUGGUAUUAAAUUGCCUAGUUUGUCAAAUACAAAUACAUACUCAUUUAAAAAUCAACCAAUAGUAGAAUCAGUAGUACCUAAAUAUGGACCUGUAAAUAUUGAAACUGUAAUAACUAUCAAGGGAAGUGGCUUCAUUCCAGAUUAGACUAUUGUAACCAUAGAUAAUGUCCAAUGUCUUAUAUUGAGUGUUACUGCUACAUAAAUUACUUGUAAAACUGGAAUUAAAACUUUGUUGACAGAUAACAGCGGAUUUGUUGUCUAAGUGUCAAAAGCUUAAGCUCUUCUUAUAUAACAAUUUUUGUAUAUUUAAAAGUGGUCAGAUAAUUCAACAUGGGAAUAUUCAGUUCCAAAGGAUGAAGAUUCAGUCCUAAUUAAAAAUUAUUAAAAAGUAUUAUUAGAUGUCAAUUCAAAACAACUUGAAAGGCUUAUUAUUGAAGGAACAUUGAUAUUUGCUGAUGAACAAGACACCAAGUUGAUCGCCAAUUCAAUCAUAAUAAGAGAAGGUUCUUUAAUGAUUGGGUCUUAAGAUUAACCCUAUUAGCAUUAAGCUAUCAUUAUGUUACGUGGACGAGAGACCGAUUUUUAAUUCCCUUUAAUUGGUAACAAAGUUAUAGGAUGCGUAAAGUGUUAAAUUCAAAUGUUCGGUAAAUAAAGAACUCUCACUUGGAGUCUCUUAGAUUCAAAAGUCUUAAAGGGUGAUAGCAUUAUUAAAUUGAGCUAAUCUGUAGAUUGGAAUGUGGGGGAAUCUGUUGUAAUUGCCACUAAUAGUAAUAAUAUUGAGGAGAAUGAAAUUAGAAUUAUCAAAGCUGUUAGUUCUGAUAAAAAAAGUAUUACAUUAGAUAAACCACUCAGUUAUACACAUACAUCAGAAUUAUCAUCGUAAACUGAAGUUGGUUUAUUGACAAGAAACAUUUUAAUUCAGACAGAAUCACAAGGUAUAAACAAUUAUGGUGUUCAUAUUCAUAUAAAUGGAAGAUAAAAUGAAGGAACCAUAGUCAAAAUAUCAAAUGUUGAAAUCGUAAAUGGAGGAUAGACUAAUCUUGUUGGUAGAUAUCCAAUUCACUUUUAUAAUAAUGAACAGAUGGAUUAAUCACUUAUUGAAGGUAAUUCCAUUCAUGACAGUUAUUCCAGGUGCAUAGUAUUAAAUAAUGUAAAAUAUCUAAGGGUAAUAAAUAAUGUCUGCUUUAACAUCAUUGGAAAUGCUAUUCAUUUAGCUAGUGUGGCAGAUAUUCAUAAUAGAAUUGAAUCUAAUCUAGUUAUUAGUGUAAAAUCAAACUAAUAUGUUGACAACUCUUGUUCUUUCUUCAAUUUUUAGACAUAUUCAAACUAAUUGUAGGAUAUUGACAGAUAAUCCUCAGCGUUUUACAUAUCAAAUCCACAAAAUACUAUCAUUAAUAAUAGAGCAAUUUCAAGCGAUUAUAUUGGAUUUAAUAUCUUUGUUAAUAGAAUCAAUAAUUAAAAUUAUUUGAUGACACAAUCUUUAGGGUGGGAUGUAAAGAAUAUCCAAAACAAUGUGGUACAUUCUGUUGUGGGUCAUGGAAUUCAAAUCAACAUUUUAUUAGAUGCUCAAUAACAAUAAGAUUAAUAUACUGAAGCAACUAUUCUUAAACUAUUUUCUGUCUGGUAAAAUACAUUUAAUGAUUUAAAUUUGAUUAUAAGAACAGAAACUGAUGUAUUUGAGACAUAAUUCAACUUUCCUAAUGCUGAUGCUAUUGAUUUAAGUAUAAUUAGUUCUUCUACUUUGACUAAUUUAUAGAAUCCUGUGAUAAUCAAGAUUUAGUAUUCAUUAAGUAAUUAGAAUUUCUAAGUCUACAGAUUUAGAGAUAAGGAAUUUCAAUCUUUGCUGGAAAUUCCUAAUUAAUAAAACUGUUAAAUUGGUGAUUGGUAUAAUGAUUAAAUUACUAAAUCUUUAUAUGUUUGCAUUUCUGGCCAAUAAUAAUAGGGUAGAUACCCAAUAAAAAUCAAAGGAUUGAUAUGUAUAAAUAAAGAUUAAUGUAAUUUUGCAAAUGAUGAUAUCUAAUGUCCCAAUAUACUAUUACUCUAAAACAAUGAUAAUAAUGGAUCUACUGGAGGUUAAGAUAGUAAUAAUACUGGUGGUACUAAUGAUAAUAAUACAGACAACAAUACUGAUACUGGAAAUACUGAUAACACCAAUAAUAAUAAUGAUAAUACUAAUAAUAAUGGAAAUACAGAUAAUGGCAAUACUGACAAUGGCAAUACUGACAAUGGAAAUACUGACAAUGGAAAUACUGACAAUGGAAAUACUGAUAAUGGUAAUACUGACAAUGGAAAUACUGAUAAUGGCAAUACAGAUAAUGGCAAUACUGAUAAUACAAAUACUGAUAAUACAAAUACUGGUAAUACAAAUACUGAUAAUGGCAAUAAUGGUAAUACAAAUACUGACAAUUCUAAUACUGAUAAUAAUAAUAAUAAUAAUAAUAACAACACUGAUAAUACAAAUAAUAAUAAUAGUAAUACAGAUAAUAAUAAUACUAAUACUGGUAAUAAUAAUAAUACCGGUAAUACCGAUAAUACUAAUACAGAUAAUAACAAUAAUGAUAAUACUAUUUAUAAUUGGUCUUCUCCUUUAGCAUGGAAACCAAAUCAAAUUCCAAAGCUUGGUGACAAGGUUACGAUUAAAAAAGGCUAUUAGAUAAUUUUAGAUAUAGAUCCACCAGAGUUGGAUGAAUUGACGAUUGAAGGCUAAUUGAUAUUUGAUGAGAAAAGACAAGAGUCAGUUCUAUAAAGCAGUUCAAUUAUUAUUAGUUAAGGUUAAAUUAUUGCUGGAAAUAAAGAGCAUCCAUUUGAAGGCAGAAUAACUAUCAAAUCCCUUAAUAUUUAAGUGUUUAAUAAAUUUGAAUUAUACUCCAAAAUUCCAUUAACAUUUUAGACUAGACUAGUCAUAAGUUCUUUAGCUGGUUCUAAUAACAUUGAAGUAUAGGAAUGCUAAGAUUGGUAAAUAGGAGAUAAAAUAGCACUGGGACCCUCAGGAACUAGAUGGAAUUAUAAUGAAGAAAAGGAGAUUAUAAAUAAAUAGGGUUGUGUUUUAACUUUAGAUUCUCCAUUGAGAUAUGACUAUUAUGGAGAUAGAUCAAUUACAAUAAUGAAAAAUAAUAUAGGUUAGUUGGAUAUGAGAACUUUGGUUGUUCAUUUAAGCAGAAAAAUAAAAAUUUAGAAUCCUGAUUUAAGAUAGGGAGGAACCAUAUAAAUAGUUCAUGGUUUAAUAGAGAAUGACAUUUAUAUCGGAUAGAUAUAAUUAUAAGGAGUAGAGUUAGUAAAUUUUGGUUAAUUAGAGAAAGCAGGCUUAACAAUUGAGAAUGUAUUCACUUAAGCAUCCUAAACUAGCAGUAUCGUUGGUUGUAGUUUUCAUGAAGGCUAAGGGAAAUUUUUGAGGAUAUCCAAUAGUAACAAGAUUUCAGUGUUAGGUAAUGUAUUUUAUUCAGGAAUAAAAGCAUUGGUAGAAAUAGUGGAUUAAAAGUAUUUAAUAUUUAAGAAUAAUAUAUUGAUUCAUGUGAAGAAAGCAGGUCCAAGUAAUUGGGCAGUUUUGGCCAACUUUAUAUUUUCUAAGAGCAAUCUGAAUAUUCUGAGAAGUAAUUUAGAUAUAACGGAGAAUAUUGGACAAGGAUCAGAAGACACAGGAUUCUAUAUAGUUUCUACUUAGUGCAAUUAAAUCGAUCAAGCAAAUAUUUAUAAUAAUGUUUGUUCUUCAGCAUAGAAUGCGUGUUUUGCUGUUGUCCAGAGAAAUAGUGCUUGUGAUGCCAUAUCAGAUCUUUAUGCUUAUCAUAGUAAAAUUGGGAUAAUGUUUUCUGUAAAUUCUAGAUAGUUAGAAAUAAAGAAGUUUAUAACUGCUGAGAAUAAGAUUAACAUAAUAUUGAAGGGAUCAUCAAUAAAUGAAAUGAAUAACGUAAUAAAAAUAAGUGAUGGUUAUAUCACUGCUAUUGCUCGUCCUACUUGUAUUACAUGUUAUGAGAAUAUUGAUGUAAACUAUUGCUCUUCCACUCUCGGUAUGCAAUUGGCAACUAUGUCAUCUUAAUCAUUCCUACCUACUGUAGAUAAUUUAUAGUCAGAUCAAUUUGAUUGGAUAAAUACUAAACAAGUAAUUGAUUUAAGAGUUUUGGUUAAUAAUUUAGAAUUCAAUUAAUUUAAAGUUAACAACAAUUAAGUUCCGAAUUGUGUUGAAAAUGCAGUGUUCAGACAACAUCCUCAAGCCAUUGAUAUGACAGGCAGACAUUAUUUAAAAAAUACACUAUGUACAGAUUGUGAAUUUGAAUCUUUGUUAUAUAGAUUAAGAGAUUCAGAUUUUAAUAAGAUUGGAUUAUAUGGUGGAUGUGGUUCUAUGGAAUGCACAGGAUAAAAGAAUAUAUUAAUAGAAGAUUUAACAGGAGACUUCUUUGGAGAAAUAGGAUAAGGUAUAUCGAAUAAUACAGAAUUUGGAUAGUAUGCCAAAUAUNUUUAGAUUCUCCAUUGA
Paramecium octaurelia is the source of this 9664-nucleotide messenger RNA. Lineage: Eukaryota; Ciliophora; Oligohymenophorea; Peniculida; Parameciidae. The record is from the annotation of a GenBank genome assembly.